Mesorhabditis spiculigera is the source of this 405-nucleotide messenger RNA. The record is from the annotation of a GenBank genome assembly. Lineage: Eukaryota; Metazoa; Nematoda; Chromadorea; Rhabditida; Rhabditidae.
AUGGCAGACGAGCCCAAACGCCAGGAGACCACUUCUGAGGAUUCCGGAGCCGAUGAAAGAAUAGCCGAGCCAGCUUCGAAGAUCAAGAAAGAAGAGGAACAAACCAAUGUAAAGGAAGAGCCGCCGAAGAAAGUCGAGGAACAAAAGAGCACCACGUCGGCCGCCCAAGUAUUCCACGACGAGGUGGAGAUUGAGGAUUUCGAGUUCGACGACGACGCUGGCGUCUAUCAUUACCCCUGCCCGUGCGGCGAUCGUUUUGAGAUUACGCAGGAGGCUUUAGAGGGCGGCGAGGACAUUGCCACGUGCCCCUCCUGCUCGCUGAUCGUGCGCGUCAUCUACGAGCCGGACAUGUUCAUGAAGUUCGAGACGCUCUCCAUAGCGCCGGUGAAGAAGUCGGAAGUAGCU